CAUAUAUGUGGUAAAGAGGCACUAACUUAGAGAGGAGAUAAGAUUAUACACUGUUUGUAAGGCUUCUAUACUCAUUAGCGGUUAGCCUCUCAACCAAAGCAGCAAAACAGAAAAAAAAAAUGGCCUCAGCUUCACUCCUCAAGUCUUCUCCAGUCCUUGACAAGUCUGAGUUUGUGAAAGGUCAGUCUCUCCGCCAGCCUUCUGCAUCAAUUGUCCGGUGCCACUCCGCCGCCUCCUCUGCCCUCACCAUUCGUGCCAGCUCCUAUGCUGAUGAGCUUGUCAAGACUGCGAAAACAGUUGCAUCACCUGGACGUGGUAUUCUGGCAAUGGAUGAGUCCAAUGCUACCUGUGGAAAAAGACUUGCAUCAAUAGGGCUAGAGAACACUGAGGCUAACCGCCAAGCAUACCGUACACUUCUUGUUACAGCUCCUGGCCUUGGCCAAUACAUUUCUGGUGCUAUCCUCUUUGAGGAGACUCUCUACCAAUCCACCGUUGAUGGCAAAAAGAUAGUUGAUAUUCUUGUUGAGCAAAACAUUGUCCCUGGUAUCAAAGUCGACAAGGGUUUGGUGCCUCUAUCUGGCUCCAACAAUGAAUCAUGGUGCCAAGGUCUUGAUGGUCUUGCCUCUCGCACUGCUGCUUACUACCAACAGGGUGCUCGUUUCGCCAAAUGGCGUACUGUUGUGAGCAUUCCCAAUGGGCCAUCUGCUUUGGCAGUGAAGGAAGCAGCUUGGGGUCUUGCGCGCUAUGCUGCUAUUUCUCAGGACAAUGGAUUGGUCCCAAUUGUGGAGCCAGAAAUCUUGCUCGAUGGUGAACAUGGCAUUGAAAGAACAUUUGAAGUUGCACAGAAGGUGUGGGCUGAGGUUUUUUUCUACUUGGCAGAGAACAAUGUGUUGUUUGAGGGUAUUCUCCUGAAGCCAAGUAUGGUCACUCCAGGAGCUGAAUGCAAAGACAGGGCCACUCCUCAACAAGUUUCUGACUACACCCUCAAACUCCUUAAGAGGAGAAUCCCACCAGCCGUCCCCGGAAUCAUGUUUUUGUCUGGCGGGCAAUCUGAGGUUGAAGCAACCCUGAACCUGAACGCCAUGAACCAAGGUCCAAACCCAUGGCAUGUGUCCUUCUCAUAUGCUAGAGCUCUGCAGAACACCUGCCUGAAGACAUGGGGAGGCAGACCAGAGAAUGUGAAGGCAGCUCAGGAAGCUCUGCUUAUCCGAGCCAAGGCCAACUCCCUUGCUCAGCUUGGCAAGUACACCGGCGAAGGAGAAUCAGAAGAGGCCAAGAAAGAAUUGUUCGUUAAGGGCUAUGUGUACUAAGCUUCAAAAGGUUGAAGAAGAUGCAUGGAGGAAAAGGAGGGAAGUAAUUAAAAUGCAAAAUUAAUUAAUUUGUCACUUAAUUGUGUGUUAAAUGCUUUUUAUAGCCAUGGAGACUAUUUUUGUUCUUUUGUUACAUGUACUUUUAGCCACUUAAUAAUCCUCUUGCUAAUGAGAUUAGUUAGUGUGUACUUAAUAUGAUGCACCAUUAUACUAAAACCAUUAAGAUGGCUAUAGUAGUUGUUUAUUAUUAUUGUUA
Jatropha curcas is the source of this 1566-nucleotide messenger RNA. It is a transcript of the gene FBA1, whose product is annotated as fructose-bisphosphate aldolase 1. Gene Ontology annotation, biological process: glycolytic process. The record is from RefSeq and is a predicted model, not a curated record. Lineage: Eukaryota; Viridiplantae; Streptophyta; Magnoliopsida; Malpighiales; Euphorbiaceae. Gene Ontology annotation, molecular function: fructose-bisphosphate aldolase activity.